Messenger RNA from Homalodisca vitripennis (glassy-winged sharpshooter), 1584 nucleotides. Its product is annotated as ketimine reductase mu-crystallin-like. Gene Ontology annotation, molecular function: hormone binding. Gene Ontology annotation, cellular component: cytoplasm. The record is from RefSeq and is a predicted model, not a curated record. Lineage: Eukaryota; Metazoa; Arthropoda; Insecta; Hemiptera; Cicadellidae. The coding region runs from base 148 to 1110 and encodes 320 amino acids. The transcript is spliced from 6 exons.
GCCUCUGUCAAUCGUCAUCACUUUAAAUUUGGGAGUUGUGAUAGAAACUUAGUUGUUAUCUUUGAGAGUUAAUUCUUAGAUUUUUGUAAUUAUAUUUGUUAAAGGGGAUUAAUUAGUUGUGCAAAACUUAAAUUACCAUUUUUAGUGAUGGGUGAUGAAAAAAUAUUAUAUUUAAAUGACACAGUUAUUAAACACAUUUUGACUUGGGACACUCUUGUUCCCGCCAUAGAAAAUAUGUUGUACGCUGGAAGUAACAGGGAGGAAACUGAUACUUUACAACCUCAUAGAAUAUCAAUGAAAAUACCAUCUAAACCACAAGGAAGUUUGCUGUUGUGCAUGCCUGCUUACUGUGGCAAAGAACACGCAUUUGGCUGUAAAGUAAUAUCUUCUUUUCCGCAAAACAAAGAGAAAGGAAUUCCAAGCAUAAAUGGAUUAGUUAUUCUUCUGGAUACUGAAACAGGUAGAUUGAAAAUGAUAUUGGACGCUAUCGAGAUCACAGCCUGGAGAACAGCUGCUGUAUCUGCCGUGGCCACCAAACAUAUGCACAAGGGUGAAAAGAAAAUCUUGGCAAUCCUGGGAGCCGGAGUGCAAGGGAAAAGUCACGCCUUAGCUAUGUACAGUAUCUUUAAGUUCUCGCAGGUGAGAAUUUGGAACCGAACAUCUGAACGGGCAAAGGCACUCUGUGCCGAACUGGGACCAUGGGCUGUGCCGUUUGAGGACAGAGAGAUGUGUGUUCGUGGAGCAGACGUCAUUGUCACCGUAACGUUUUCAACGGAGACCAUCGUCGAAGCAAAAUGGCUGAAGACUGGUGCCCACAUAAAUGCUGUUGGAGGUAUGCGAGGACGCUAUGAGGCAGAUGUGGACGUGUACAAACGUGCCACAAUUGUAGUGGAGUCGCUGGAACACGAAGAUGAAGAUUUCAAAGGGUUGCAUGCUAUGGGAGUAAAGCCGCUCUGUGAGGUUGGGGAACUUAUCAAAGGAACUCGCAAGAUGCCAGACAAUAAAGAAUUCUCUGUCUUCCAUUCCUUGGGCAUGGGACUUGAAGAUAUCGCAACAGCUGAACUCAUAUAUAACCAAUAUAUGAAAAGAAAUGAGAAACAACUGUUGUAACUAAUGACUUUUUGUCAAUGUUUGUUUGUGGUAUACCUUAUAAUCACUGGGUGUUUUAUGUAUUCUUGAUGGGUUAAGGCAUAUUUUAUAAAGGUUGGCUAAGAACGUCUUGUUAACAACUUUCACUUUUGUUUUCACUUUUGACGUUUUUUGUUUGUUGUAAGAGAUCUAAAAUAUUAUAUUUAAUUAUGUCAAACAACUUUCGUCACACACAGUUUUGAAAAUGUGAAUUAAUUUAUCUGAGAAAACCGUGCAGGUUCAAAAAUACAAAGACAUACAAUACAUUAAAAUUUUUACGAGAAAUGAGAAAAAAUAUGAAACAUGGGUUGUUGAACACUCGGAACAUGCUGAACUAUGGUUUGUUGGUAUAGUUCAGCAAACACCUACAAAUAGAUCAUGUAUAAUGUUAGUAAUCAUCUAAAAAUAAUGUGACUUCACUUUAUAAAUAAAUAUUAACUUGUGGGAAAAGUAAAA